This is a messenger RNA of Chanos chanos (milkfish), 6120 nucleotides long. RefSeq lists its product as uncharacterized. The transcript is spliced from 32 exons. The record is from RefSeq and is a predicted model, not a curated record. The coding region runs from base 1 to 5340 and encodes 1779 amino acids. NCBI's taxonomy places the organism in Eukaryota, Metazoa, Chordata, Actinopteri, Gonorynchiformes, Chanidae.
AUGCACUGGACCAGAGGUUCCUGCUGGCACACCCUGUUUUGGUGGCUUUGCACCCCAGGACUAAACAAGGCCUUUGGACUGAACACGACAAAACAGCACUCUGAGCAGCUUCCAUGUGAGCCAGGAUAUUACUGUCCAAGGGGAACCUUGGUAUCAAUACCAUGUCCAAGAGGUACAUUUGGGCCCAGUGCUGGAGCUACAUCUCUACAGGACUGUGUUGGUUGCCCACUGCAUCACUAUGGUCCAAGAGAGGGUAUGACUCUCUGUUUGCCCUGUGGAGCCUGGGCAGAGCAGCCUUUACCGGGUCAAGACAGGUGUGUGUGCCAGGGAGAAGGGCGAGUUUUCCAGGUCAGCGAUGGGCAAUGCCCCUGCGCCAUGGGAUACCAACUGACGAGAAAUGGAGAGGCAUGUGAACUGAAGGUGUAUGAGAUUUGCAAAAACGGAAGAUCACGCAAUCAACAUGGAGAAUGUCUUGAGAAGCAGCAGUGGAAACAGCAUUGUGCCCAGGAGGUGUGUCAGUCUCCGGAUCAUUUCAAGGGGUAUCAUGGCUCUUUGGGACUCUGUUUGUGUAGAGACCCAUUGGAGCCUGAGAAAGCAGAAUGUGCAGGCUGGUGCAGGAGUCGAGUGAGGCCAGGACUCCAGCUGGUUUGCGCAGGAACCUUGCAGCUCUUCCAUUCUGACACUGGCAGACAGGUGAGCGUGACAGGGAGCGUGUUGGAGACUGUCCUUAAACACUGGGACUCACGGGGGAAGCUGGGGUGUGACAGACAAUUCAGUUUCUCCCAGUCUGUGUACAUAGUACAGACAGGAGAGGCAGGAUUCUAUGGUCUGUUCAGUGCCCUCCCUGCAGAGGUCCAGAGGUUGUUUUCUGAAAGCAACCAAGAGAUUCCCAGUCUUAUGGAACCCCUAAACACUCACAGUUUGACAGGAGAAUCAGGAGACGGGAUAGAGGCAUGGGACACCCAUUGGGCUGUCAGACCUACUGUGAGAGGAGCUGGAAAUUCCAGGUCUUCUGGAUUGUUGAACCCCAUAGCAUGUCUCCAUCUUGGAGACAUUCUUCUUUUCACUGUGUCCAAACAUCACUUUCCUCAAUAUGAUAUAGACAACUUGUACAACACUAAUGCUGACUUUGACUGGGGGCCCUUCAGAGCGCUGGCACAGGAGCUGACUCUAGCAAAAUCAGCUCCCUCCUUGUUCUCCAUAGGCUUCAACGAACCUGGGGUGUACACUUUUAAACUGAGCAGCCAGCAAUUCAAACGCAUGUAUGUGAAGGUGAUGCCUGUGGGUGGAGAGUGUUAUGAGACUGGACCCUUUUUCCCCACUGACCCGCACCACAUGACCCGAAUGGGCAUAGCCCAGAGACGCCAGCUGCUGCUUCGUCCUGACUGGUUGGUGAUUGGAGGGCUUUUGAUUGGAGCUGUUGUUGUCCUCUGUUUGUGUGUUGCAUUGCUGACCUUGUUUAGAGAGUAUGGCUGGCCUGACAAGCUGCCCACCCAAGCUAAGUACCGUGCUCUUCAGCUCAAAUAUAAUAUGGAUGACUAUGCAUCAAAGGGAUCAAGGGUAAUGGCAGUGAAAAAGACACACAGAAACCUGCAGGUUGAGAUCACAGAUGACUCAGUGAAAAGAGCAGUGGCUCUGUCGAAAGAUGAAUUCUGGGAUUAUGAAGAGCAGGUGGAUCUGGAAGCCUUCAGUGCCAGUGCCUUUUACGACAUCCUCCUCAAGCACAGCAUGUCCGUCACGGUGUGCCUGGGCCAGCUGCGAAGAGAGGUGAAGCAGCUGUACCAGGGGAUCAUGGGGAAAAUUAUGGGCCUCCACCCUGGCCUGAGGGCAGUGGGCGGUGGAAAAAUGCAGGACGCUGAGAGGCUCUGUGGGGAGGUAGAACAGGAGAUGAGGCGGAGGAGGUCUCUGGCUUCACAACUGGUGCAGCUGUUGGACAGUCAACUUCACAUCCUACAAACAGAGCUGAAAGCACAGCGGACCGUGCACAGGACCUUUGAAACAUGCCUGAGAGAGUGUAUUCGACAUCUGGGGAGAAUUUCCGACAGCCAGGAGUCUCAAUGGGAUAAACACCUCCUGGAGCAUGUUGCUGAACGAGUGGCAGCACUGGCUGAUCAGAUGGCUGACCUGGUGACAGUGGAGUGCCAACGACAGGGUGCCUGGGCCGUGCUCAAAGAGGGCACAGGGGCACGCCUGCUAUGCCCGGCAUCUGGGUCAGUCCUGAGCAGGGAUGACAUGAUUGCUUCUGAUGGGUCAGUUCAGGCAUGUGAAGCCGUACAUGUGGACCCAUGUACAGGACUAAUACAGCCCAAUCCUAACACUCACAUGCUUCUAGCUAGUGGGCAUAGCAUGCCAGUGCCACCUGAUUUCUUCCUCCACCCACAGACUGGCAGAUUGCUUCCUGUGGCAGGUAAUGUAGGCUUUGACCCCUCCAGCUCUACGUUGGUUUUCACCUCCGAUUCAGGACUAGGGGAAAUUGGAAAAUGGGAGUCCCCCCUCCUUCCCUUUGUUCCAUACCCUUCAACCCGUCGUGGAGAACUUCUGAAUGCUUCUCGUCUCAGAGGCCUGCGUGCGGGACAGAGGCUGGUGCUAGGGGGACCCAUGUGUGACUAUGACACAGGUGUGCUGGUCCCUAUUUUAGCUGUGACCAUCCACCCUCAGACAGGGCUGGUCUACCCCUUGGGUGGCGUACAUGUGUGUCCUAUUUCACGCCUCCAUCAGCCUAUUCAGAUUGGCUCUCCAAUGCUGGACCCCCAAACAGGCAAUAUAGUGCUCAUUACAGGUGUCAGUUUGGAUCCCCUGACAGGGGCAGUGCUUCCAGUAGGGGGGCUGCUCUUGCAAGAGUCCUUCAUUGAACCCCUCAGCGGGAGGAUGGUACGGGUAGGAGGGGCCAGUAUCCGGGGAGGAAAGCUGGUUCCUCACGCUGGGGGUUUUCAGUCUCUGCUGGACAAUCAGGUUUUGGUUGUGCGGCUGCGGGUGGUGGAGCUGCUGCAGGGCUGUAAUGAGGUGUUGGGCUCAGGGGUUCUGGACUUGCAGAUGGAGCUGAGCAGGCUCAGAGGAGUAACCUUGGAGCUGGAACAAGCAUGGAAGAGCAGUCAUCAUUGCAUGCUGCAGCUUCUGACCCGCCUAGAGGUUCUGAAGGACUGGGCUUGGGGUGUGGCUCAAGAUGGAGGCAGUCUGGGGGACAUCCAGAUACCUGACAAUGAGCUCUCACUGCCUGCUUUGCCUGGGAUGGAAUAUCCUGACCCUGGAGGUUCCGGCCUGUAUGUCCCUGUUCUUGGGGCUCAGCUGGAGUGGACAUCAGGGCGCGUUGUGCCUCUAGCUGGAACAAUGGAAGAUGCAGAUGGAAAAGGACUUGUUCCCAUCCGUUUUGGAGCUCUCACAGUGGACCCAGUGACAGGGGCAGUGGCCCCUGUAGUGGGAGCCAGGCUGGACAUUCUGGGAAAGUCUGUUGUUCCGGUAACCGUAUCCCAAAGUCUGAUAAUGGGAGAAAACCCUGACAGUGUGCAGGUGGAGGCUCUGCAGAGGGAAUAUUGUUUGAGGAUAGAGAGUUGGAGGCAGCGGAGGCAGAGUGAGGAGGAGCUGCUGGGAGAUUUAGACAGGGAGCUGAGCCACUCUUUCUACACAUCUCUGCAGGAGUCUGACAGGGCUCAAUGGACAGACACUGAGAGGCAGCUGAGGGAUGCUGCCUGUGAGCUUCAUGAGGCUGCUCAAUCGGAAGCCCAGAGGAGGGCCCUUCAGAGUUCCGAGCUGUCUCUGCUACUGCCUGCUCAUAUAUUACUCACCCUCACGAAAGGUGAUGAAGAAGAAUGGGAGCAGCAGUGUCACUGGCACACAAAGCUGAUGGCAACAAUAAACAAAAUUAGUGUGUGCAUGGAGAAACUACAGCAUGACAAGGAUCAAUCAACAGCACAGAGAGGACAGCGCUACUUGGGAGGGAAAAUGAAACAGAGGGAACUGUGGGAGCAAUUAAACUCCAGCCAAGCUGAUCUGGAGGCUGCUUUCGUCCUGCUGCAUAGUGUUCGAGAACUCGGCCAACUCUGUGCAGACACAGCCCAGGCUAUGUUAUCAGGUUCCUUCUGGUAUAAAGACUUUGGCCUAAUCCAGCCCAGAGAUAUUAGAAACCCCUUAAAAAUGAUGGUGGUGACCCAGCACAAAAUCCUUCCUCACCUGGAACGUCUUACACAGUUCCUGGAGGAGAGCAAAUUCUCAUGUCGGUCCACAAGCACCCAUCGUCAGCCAAGCUCUGAGUUGUCAGCAAAACAGACGUUUGGUUUGGAGUCCUGUUCCCGAGCGCUGACUGCCUCUGUCUCAGCUGUCAAAGGAACUUCCACUCAGUCUCUGAAAGAUCAAAUAAGAACUCAAACUGUGAACAAGCAGAAUGGUACAGGACAAUCUUUCCCUUUGUCUAGCUCUCCACAACCUCAGAGGGCCCAGAGAAAGGCUCCCAUGAUUCAGAGUGAAGAUGUCCAGCCUUUGAGGGAACCUGCAGUGACCACACACAUCAACGUUCCCAUUCUGGCAGCUGAGGAAUGGGCCAAAUUGUUGGAGCUUUCGCCAGUCUUUCAGCUCAUCAGAGAGGUGGAGCAGAAGCUGAGAGACAGGGCCAGGGAUAUGGGGCUCCUUCAAGGGGAGCACACAGACAAGAAGCGGCACUUUAUUGAUUUUUUUGACGCACAGUGGAAAUGUGAGGGAGAACUGAUAAAACUGAACACUGACACUCUAAGUCCAAGAGAGUUUCUGGUCUGCCAGCAUGGACAGUUCUUGCUGCGACAGCUUCACUCACACAAUAUGAUUGCAGCGAUAAAAUUGCAACUUGCCUCCAGCCUUCCUUCAAAUAACUACUUUUGCAAUGCCUUCCGAAACUCCUUCUUUUAUCAGGAAGCAGACGAAACUCUUUAUGUGCGGAGUGAAAGGUUGCAAUCUGUGGGAGGCUUCUCUCUGCUGCUCCUGCACUGUGCGGCACAUAUUUCCACUGGAGACAUGAGCGAUGACUCCUGUCCUUCCUUUCAAAGGGCCUUUUUUAAGGUUUUACAGGUGAGCCUGAGUGAGCUUUUCCACUGCAGGCUAGGAGGGCACCUAUCCCCUUCACAAGACUGGAUACAAAGUUCUCAGCACACUGAAUCUGCUCUGAAAGAUCUUCUGCUCGAGAGAGUUCAAAAACCUGGCCACAAAAUUCUCUCAGAGGAGGAUGUAGCUGGGCUCCUUCGGAAGCACAAGGAGGCUUCAGUCUUCCUUCAUUUGGAGAGUCUACUGAGGGAGAAGAGCCAAGAGGUCACUCCCACCAACACAAGCCUGCAGCUCCCCAACAGCACAGCAAACUGGAACAAAGCCCCUCCCUGAGCCCCCUUUGCCACUGACUGGAAGUUUCUCCAUUGCUUCCAAUGUGUAGUGCUGCAGGCUGCCUAACAUUUAGCAACUGCCUGGCUCCCAAAAUGCAUCUUUUCUUGGAAUUGUAGUCAUUUAAAAGUCAGAAAUCCAAGGGAUGCACAACACCUGCGCCAAUGGAGGUUCUGCUGAUUGCUACCGUUGUUCUGUUUUUGGAUCAUUCUUUUUCUUUGUGUGUUUGUUGAGGGCAGUCUUUCAAAAAAGUAGGAAAAAUCUCUGUCCUCAUGCCAUACAAUGAGGAAAUUCUGGAUUCUCUCGAAAAGAAAAGAAAAAUACUGUUGGAUGGAUGCAUGGAAACUGUGCAUGCUGUUGUCCUCUCUUCUCUUCUUGUUGUCUGCAUGAGCCACACAUACAGACUCACUUAACAAAAACGAAAUGUCACAUUGCACGCUCUUGUAACAGGUUAUGUUAUUGCAAGAUUUCAAAAUAAAUGUUAAAUUAUACAUAUGUUAGUUUUAAUGGUUAGGAAGCAUAACAUAUUACCAUAGAAAUACUGGUAAUUUAUCUUAAAAAUAGGCAUUAUCUUAACCACAAAUAUUGUAUCAAUUUAGCAGACUAGACAAAGGGGUGACAUCAAUUAUGUAAAUAUGAAAUCUGUCAUGGAAUUAUUUAAAAUGUCCCUGUUUAACUGAGUAAAUACAGAAUUCAGGUGUCACCGAGAGGAAAAUGCAUUGGCAUUUCAGUUUUCCAUAUAUUAUAAGAAGUAAUCAUUAUCUACAUUUCUAUAUGCUUGUC